AUGGCGCAAGUCCACAGCGCGCCUGCACCCGCACCCCCGCAUCUCCAACUUCAACACCAAUACCAAGCACACCGGGACACACCACGGCCUUUUCCAUCUCUCCAGCAAGAACUGCCACCCAAGAGACAAAAAACGACGCAGCAAGCCUCGCCACCACACUCUCUCGCACAUUCCUCCUCUCCCUUGCUAUCUACCCAUACAGGCUCAGCAUUCCAUGACCGGAUCCUACAUGCCACUAGAACCACAAACUCAAACCCAUAUACCAACUUGGCAAAUAUAUCGUACCCGCUCUCCUACCUCCGUACACCUCUGCCCGAAUCCAAAAUUACACUUCAAGCUACAAAACCUCUCGCAAAGCCACUGCACGUGCAGCCUCCUAUCUGGGAGGAAAAGGGCCCCGUUAUGAGCGGGGCUGUGGAUGCGGAAUGCGAUGUGAUACUUGAGAGUAUCGAGGGCGGAGAGGAAGGAUUUUGCGGGGGAAGAGUGGGUAUGUGGAAGAGGGGUACUGAUAUCGUUGAUGAUGUUGAUGGUUUUGGGGUUGGGAUACAGGAAUGCAAAGGUCAGCCGGAUUCAGAAAGGCUGAGAGGAGUAAAACGUGGUGCUGAGGAUGCUGAAGAUUGGAUAAUUGAUAAGAGACGAAGAUGGGAUGGCUAG
This is a messenger RNA of Plenodomus lingam JN3, 654 nucleotides long. RefSeq lists its product as uncharacterized. Lineage: Eukaryota; Fungi; Ascomycota; Dothideomycetes; Pleosporales; Leptosphaeriaceae. The record is from RefSeq and is a predicted model, not a curated record.